Ipomoea nil (Japanese morning glory) is the source of this 755-nucleotide messenger RNA. Its product is annotated as SKP1-like protein 1A. The coding region runs from base 180 to 635 and encodes 151 amino acids. The record is from RefSeq and is a predicted model, not a curated record. The transcript has a single exon. Lineage: Eukaryota; Viridiplantae; Streptophyta; Magnoliopsida; Solanales; Convolvulaceae. Gene Ontology annotation, cellular component: cytoplasm; nucleus. Gene Ontology annotation, biological process: SCF-dependent proteasomal ubiquitin-dependent protein catabolic process. Gene Ontology annotation, molecular function: cullin family protein binding.
ACACAUCGUCCUCUCCUCUUAAAAAGUUGUCAGAUUAGGCGUGUCAUGGUCUUGAGUCUUGACUCAGUCCUCUGAAGAAACUCAAUUCACCAAAUCAAGAGAAGAGAAUAAUAGAUUGUAUCGUCUUUUUGCUUUACAUUCCCUUGGGUUUUCCCCAAAUUUCAUCUUACGAAAUUCCGAUGUCUUCCUCAAAGACGAUCAUUUUGAAGAGUUCCGACGGGGAGAUCUUCCAGGUGGAGGAGGCGGUGGCGCUCGAGUCGCAGAUGCUCAAGUACAUGAUUGUGGACAACGAUGACACCACCAUCACCAUCCCCGUCCCCGAGGUAACUAGCAAGAUCUUGGGCAUGGUUAUAGAGUACUGCAAACGCCACGUCGAGGCCGCCGCGAAGGGGACCAUUGAUUCCGACGAUCUCAAGGCCUUCGAUGCUGAUUUCUUCAAAGUUGACCAGGAAACGCUGUUUGAUCUCAUCCUGGCUGCUAAUUUCCUCAACAUCAAGAGCUUGCUCGAUCUUACCUGUCUAAUUGUUGCUGAUAUGAUCAAGGGGAAGACACCAGAGGAGAUCCGCAAAUUUUUCAAACUCCAAAAUGCCUUCAUACCAGAGGAAGAAGAAGAGGUCCGUAGGGAAAAUGCUUAGGGAUUUGAGUGAAAUUUCGAAGUCUCUUAAUUUGUUUGCUUUAAUGUAUGAUGUAUCCUACUAAAUCCUCUUUGUUAUCAUAAUAAUGUAUGUAUAUGGUACCCUUUUAAGUUUCGAGUU